Messenger RNA from Phyllotreta striolata, 7614 nucleotides. NCBI's taxonomy places the organism in Eukaryota, Metazoa, Arthropoda, Insecta, Coleoptera, Chrysomelidae. The record is from the annotation of a GenBank genome assembly.
AUGGUCCGAUAUCUGGCAAAUUUAGUUCUCUUUCGUCUGGUAUUCCCCCUCAUCAUAUUAAUAUGUCUCUUAUUCCGACCGUCGCUCUUUUCCUUCAUUUAUUUGUUGUUUAUGUUAAUUAUACCGUUCGUACCUGUGCCAACUCCGGAAACAAUAGUCGGUUCUACGGGGAAUUUUUUGAAAGGGAUUUUCGGCAUAACUUGCAUCCAGUUGGUCUUGCAAGCGUCCUUUCAAAUAGCCCUAGUUUGCAUGUCACCGUAUGCAGAACUCUUUAUGCAUCAUCCGUUAAUAGAAGUAAUUUUUCGAUAUGUAGGAAUAGUAAGACUGGAUAAUCUAUCAGUAACGUACAUUUUAAUAUGGAUAGGGCCGGAGAUAAUAAUGUUCGUCGCCACAUUGGCCUUUUUGAUAACUUUUAAGAAACUAAAUACCAAUGACAGUCUCAUUGUGCGAAGCGAAGCCGGAACGAUUCGAAUAGAAGAUAGAAAUGAAGUCGGCUCGCAGGUUACUUUGGGCCCCAAGGCGCAAAAUACUGAUUACACGCAGUAUUUCGUUGCUUUUGGUCGAUACUUGAUAUUAUUAAUGCUGUGUCUGGCCGGAGUCGUUAGACCUUCCAUCGAAGCGGGAAUAUACUAUCUGUUCUUUUUGGCUAUAGCCUCGUGGUGGGCAAGUUACAAGCAACUUAAAAGAGGAUUCGCCAAAGUUCUUAGGUGCCUUAUACCUUUAGUAGUGUUGCAUUUGAUUGCGCUGUACGUGAUUAAUUUUAAAAUCGUCCAAGAACAAAUACCCGAAGACGGACGCUACUCGAGAUAUUUCGAUUUACUGCCAUUCGUAACGGACGUAAGUAACGCGAAUGCAACGUAUCGUGCAGGGAAUCCAUCUAUGUUUCACUCUAAUCCGAUCGAAUAUACAUUGAAAAAUGAAUCUACAUUGGAGGCGCCUUCAAUUGGAAAUAACAGCACCGACGUUUCUUCCUUUGAGAUCCAACCUUUCGAGACUUCUACUGAUCCAAGGAUUUUUCUGUUUUAUUUCCAUAGGGACAUUACGUUUUACAUAUACCCUGCCAUACUGUAUAUGCUGUAUUUCCUUUUAGUUCUGGAGAGCAAGGAACUGUUGAAACCUGAGCAAAAGAAGCAAGGAAGUUCGUUUUCUCAAAUUGAAGAAAAAUUGACUCGUUCCAUGUCGAGGAGAUUGUCCAAAAAAAAGCUUUUAACACCGACGGCCGCUCAAAAAUGGCAGAAAGCUUCUCGUAAAGUUCGAUUGCUCAGAGGCGUCAGUCCCAAACGUCGAAAUAAAACCCCCAACAGGUCAUCCCUGCACCAAGACUCCACCGGCAGCGUUACCGUGAAUGAAAACGAGGACAUACAAAUGGAAAUCUUCGAGGACGAAGAGGACUACGAUUUGACGUUUUUCCACAACGUUAUUUUCGCUCUAGAAGCUAUCAUACAGAAAGUUGUUCGUUCGUCUUAUAUCGCUACAAAUAUUAUCAUGAUGGCGUGGAGUAUAACCUACUUGAGUUGGUUAACCUUCGUGCUACUGCUUUGGGCGAACAUCAUCUGGUUAAUACCCAAUCAGCGGAAACGCAUGUUGACUUCGAGCCCUUUUCUCGUACUGUAUGCCCUUUUCCUUCUAAUAUCCGCUUAUAUUUACUCGAUAAACCUAACGGAGGAGGAGUUACCUUCGAUGGCACAAGGCGUGGAUUUGAAGGAAAUAGGUUUCAAGAAACCCGAGGGCCCGCCUUGCAUUCCUCUGCUGGUGAAAUCGUUGUACACUGUGAUGUUUUGGAUCACGCUCAGGCAGUACACGCAGGAGGAGUUGGAGAAGAGACAGACCAGCGCUUUGGCGGAUAUGGUGGCUCCCUUACAGGUUACUGUAGGUGCUGCAGGUGUUAAGAAGGAGCAAGAGACGUCCGGCAGCGAAUUAAUGGCGAAAAUUGGGAAAUUUAUACACAAAUUUUUAAUCAAAUUUUGGAUAUGGGUCGUGGCUAUUACUUUAUUCGCAGUCGCCAUAACGGGCCAGCGAAUGACGGUCUUUAGGAUUUUAUACAUGGCGCUAUUUUUAUUUUUCAUUUUAUCGUUUCAAUUUUCCUUUAAAGUCUGGAGGAAAGUUAUGUUCGGAUUUUUAUUAACCGUCAUCAUUUAUUCGAUGAUAAUAUUAAUUUUAAUUUAUACCUAUCAAUUCGAUAAGUUCCCGGAUUAUUGGACGGAUUAUCUUCAUAUACAAAUAGAACAGCAACACGACAUAGGCUUGGAGCAGUAUCAAACGAAGCAACUAUUCGUACGACUAGUUACGCCUACGUUCUUUGUAAUCGUAACUGUAUUGCAAUUGCAUUAUUUCCAUAACGAUUUUAUGGAAUUGACCGAUAUGAAACGUCGUUCUCUCGCUUCGGACAAUACGAAUAGAGAGACGGAAAAUAACGAAGACGUCGAUGACAGCUCUUUGCAAGGAGGAGCUUUUUUGGAUAGAAGCGACAUGUCCGCUCCCUCGAAAUAUUACACUGACGUUUCUUUCUACGAUCUUGACGUGAUACCAUCGGAAGUGUUCAAAAAAUGGUUGAAAAAGAUUAUAUCAGUUCUCGUAUACACCAAACAUAUCAUCUACCUAUUUUUGGAAAUCCACAUGCUGAAAAUCGUACUGUUCUUCGCGAUGUUGAUGAGCGUUUACGACAAAUGCGCUCUUUACAUCAUAAUCGUAUUACUUUUAUCGAUAGCCUUUACGUGCGGCAGGAAUUGCCAAAUUUUCGUUGCCUACUUCACGUCCCUGUUCGUUUCUCUGCUGAUUUUGUUGCGUAUGAUAUAUCAAAUAUCGUACAUCGAUAGCACAAAAUGGAACGUUACCUGCACUGCUACUAUAAAUCCCAAUGUCAACGAUACGGUCGUCAAUAACGGCCCGUGGUUGGGCUUCGAUAAACUCCACGAAACCGAGGAAAAUUUGCCGGAGUUGGUGAAAUGGAAUAUAAUAUUCAUAGUGGUGAUGACUCUGUGGAAAGUCGUCGAAGUGAGACAGUACAAUUACCGUUUAUCUAGAGGACGCCCGACCACCAAAAGGUACUUCAUGUUCCCGAAGACGACUAGAGAGGAUGCAGACAAAAGUUUGAGUGACUUUUUCAAGUACAUGGCGAAUUUCGGCUUUUACAAAUUCGGGUUGGAGAUUAGUUUCAUACUCGUUGUGAUGCUAAUUGGAGUCAGGAUGGAUUUGUAUUCGUUGAUUCACAGUAUAUGGCUUUUAGCAAUGUUUGGUUUAGCAAGACAAACAUUAUCCAGACUUUGGCCCGUUUAUUUAAUAUUCAUAGCCUUUUCGAUACCAUUCCAAUAUUUCAUGGCCAUUGGUUUACCACCGAGUUUAUGUAUAGAAUUCCCUUGGGAUAAUCCUACUCAAACGAUGAAAAACUUGCAAGAUUGGGCCUUCCUUCUCGACACCUAUACACCUCCGAUAGUCGAAAAACUCGUCUUCGAUUUUCUGUUGCUCGUCGGCGUGUCGCGCCAAUGGUUGGUAUUUAGAAUAGAAAAACGUUACGAGGGACAGAAUUAUGCCGGUGGAUCCAACGAAAGUAUAAUCCACAAUGCCGAAGAAAAGGAUUUCGUCAAUCCCGUGCCAGAUUUCAUUACAUACGUCAGAUCUUAUUUAGAUAUAGCCAAAAAAGCAGUUCUACAAAGUUUCUUAUGGGUAACGUUGGCUGUAGUAUUCUUAGCGGGUACUUCUCGCGUAAACAUAUUCUCAAUCGGCUACUUACUGUUUGCGUUCCUCUUUUUAUGGCACGGUUCCGAUUUUUACCUGAGACCUAUACACAAAAUUCUAUUUUACUGGAACAGACUGCUCGGCUUCAACGUGACGGUGAUACUCUGCAAAUGCAUCUUCCAAAUUCUAGGAUGCAUAUUUCCGCACGAAAUUUCCUUGUCUUACUGUUGGCUGAUUCAAAUAUUCGGCAUCACUUGCGUCAAAAACUUUGUUCACCACAAGAACUUGCUGAACUUAGCCGAAGACGAUGUGGAUAACGUUUGCAGCAUAGCGAAAGACGGCCUAACGUGGGACGUGAUUUGUUUCACGCUGUUGAUUUUCCAAAAGCGCCUGUUCAACAGCUACAACUUCUUCCAUAUCGCCGACGAUGCCAAAGCUACUGCUAUAUUGGCCUCUAGAGGAGCUGAACUGAUGGAGGAAAUGCGAACGAAGACGAUGAAGGAUCAGGAAGAGACGGAACGGAGGGUGCUCGAAAAAAUAAGGGAAAAAAUGGAACGGAUUAAAGCGAAUCAGCAGAAAAUACAAGAGUCCAGCUUUAGUGGUAGGCCACGCUAUCGUAGCCACACACCAAGAACACACCCGGCCGCUGUUCGUUCGGGAGAUUACUACAUGUUCGAUGAAAUUGAAAAUGACGACAUAGAUCUUUUACCUGAAGAGAAAGAGUCAAUCGACGAACUCGAUGAAGGACCAACGCCUUACCUGGCUGAUAUAGCAGAGCAAGAACCGAAAAGCGUUAGAAUACAAGACGAUGCCGAGCCGAGCACUAGCCAACAACCUGAUGAAGAUUUUAGUUCGUUUACUGAAACUGAAAAGAGAAAGCCAUUACAGAAAAUAUUCGCCUGUUUACUCUUCCUAUGGGCGUUUAUCGACGGUGCUAUGGUCAGUUUGACGCGGUAUUUGAACAAGUAUUCUCGAAACUACAGAUUGAUUUUGAAAAUAUUGUCAAAGGAGAAACGAAUUCUGAAGGAACAAACUGAUUAUAAUAUCGGUAUUCGAACGGGAAAAGAGCAGAUAUGGCAUCCAGCGGGAUCAUUCCAUACCCUUGUCAGGCAUUCAAAGCCAAACUCGAUCCGCAGCUGCGUGAGCGAGGAGGAGAAACCGCCGUUGAGCGAAGACAGCGAUACUAAAGCGGUGGCACCGUCGUUACCGUGCUCGCCAGAAGUGGAUAGGCGCAAGGCCAGCGUUUUGACAGUACCGGAAAUUCGAAUUUUGGCCGCAAGCUUGGAACGUGGAUUAGAUUCUCCAUGUUCGCCAUGUUCAUCCAGGAAAUCCGAGGAUCCAGAGGGCAACGAGGGCAACGCCUACCUGGAGUACGGUGACGAAAUGUCAUCAGUGGACCAACCCACCUUCUUCCGGCUCGUUCUGGCCAUAUGGUACCUGAUAAUGAGCAGAUCCGAAAUCGUAUGCUACUUCGUCAUAUUCAUGAAUCAAAUGCGAAACGCCAAUUUGAUUUCGCUGCCGCUACCUCUGAUGGUCUUCUUCUGGGGAUCCCUGACCAUACCGAGACCGUCGAAGACCUUCUGGGUGACUAUAAUCGCCUACACGGAGGUGGUGGUGCUUUUGAAAUGCCUAUUCCAAUUCGACAUCAUGCCCGGGAACAAAGUCAGAGCACAAACUGAGUUUAUAACAUCGGUGACGGCGCAGAACCCGUUCUAUCCGCCUGUUUUGAUCGGGUUACACAAGCAGGAUAGCGUGCAGGCUAUGUGGGAUCUUCUAUUAUUAUUGGUUGUAUUUUUCCACAGGGUUCUAUUGAAAUCAAUGGGCAUUUGGAGUUCCUCUGCUCCUGUUUCGACAGUUCUUCUUGAAGACGGCCAGUACAAAGUUGUUGGCGAAAAUUUUAUAGCACUAGAAAACGAAAUCGAUGAAGAAAGUGAAGAUGAAGAUGAAGAAGAACCAUCUAAUGCUGUGAGCAAACGAAAAACUGAUAAUUUGCCCAUUAAUGAAAAUCAAGAUGAUGUGGUUGUGAUUAAGAGUAGGAGAUUAAGUAAAAUUCACAAUGCCAUUUCAACAGUCCGUAUGGGCAUGACCAAAUACGCUGAACAUAUGAGGUUGUUCAUUCAACAAUUACUAGAUCCUACAUCUCGUGUAACGGCCGAUGUUUAUUCUCUGAUGUUUUUGUGCGAUUUCGUCAAUUUCUUUGUUAUUCUUUUUGGAUAUUCGGCUUUUGGGUCCCAACAAGACGGAGAUGUAUCGUCUUAUUUAGAAGACGAUCGAGUACCACCUCUCUUCCUAUUCAUGCUAAUACUUCAAUUCACGAUGAUAAUAGUGGACAGAGGAAUUUACUUAAGGAAAAACAUAUUAGCGAAAAUAAUAUUCCAAUUUACCCAAAUCAUCGUGCUCCAUAUUUGGCUGUUCCUAUUAUUCCCCAUAAUAACUCGAAAAUAUUGCAACAGUCUUAUACCUCCACAAAUCUACUAUAUUUCGAAAUGCAUCUACCUCUUGUUGUCGGCUUAUCAAAUCAGGUGCGGUUACCCGACCAGAAUUUUAGGAAACUUCCUGUGCAAAGGUUACGGUUACGUUAACAUGUUCCUCUUCAAAGGAUUCAUGCUCGUACCGUUCCUAUUCGAGCUGAGAACGUGCAUGGACUGGAUGUGGACGGAAACAUCGAUGACGAUUUUCGAUUGGAUUAAAAUGGAGGAUAUCUAUCAAAAUAUUUUCUUAUUGAAGUGUUCAAGAGAAGUGGAAGACGAGUUUCCCCAACCCAGAGCAGAAAAGAAGAAACCGCUGUCCAAAUAUAUGAUGGGAGGCGCUUUGUUAGCCUUAAUCAUCGCUAUUAUUUGGUUCCCAUUAGUUUUCUUUUCGUUAGGAAACGCCGUGGGUAAUCCGAACCCUCCGAUAGAUGUUACUUUGGAAGUUCGAAUUGGACCUUACGAAUCCUUGUACAAGAUGAGUGCUCAGUCAAACAGCUCUAUAAUACAAUUUACACCAAACGAAAUGGAAGAAUUCAGAUCAUUGUACAACGCUUACGCGGUUUCUGAAAACUUUAUGUACAAUUACGAAGCGGCAGACGUGGCUGCUAUAAAGCUGAGCACGGAUUCAGCGAAUACCUGGGGUAUUUCACCACCGGAUAGGAAACGGUUAAUAACAGAAGUUAUGUCGGAUAAACCGCUACCGUUUAGAAUGGAGUUUAAAAUAACGCACAAAACGAGCAAAGCCGAAGAUUCCGGUAUAAUAAUAAACGGCGUUGAUAGUAAAAUAUAUCCCAACACGCCGGCUAGAGAGAACCUGUUGAAGAUGCUGCAACACCAAGGAAACGUGCAGUCGGUUGAAUUAAAAUACAUUUUACCUAAGUUUAUUAAAGUUACGAACAGAGGAACGGCUAAUCCUAUAGAUGUUCUGAUGUUGGAAAAACCGGAUCCCGAAGCCAAAACAUACAGAAACAUAACAAUAAACUUAUCUACCGAAUCCGAUGCAGGGUUGAAACAAGAAUGGUGGAAAAUCAAAGAAGAAUGCAGCGAUUACAAUUACUUAAACUUCCUCAACAAGAUCACCCAUAACGAUUGCGAGAAUUACAUUAUCCUGUACUGCUUCAACGAUAAGGUGUUCCCCCCAACCUUAAGUUUCUUAACAGCAGGAGGUAUAAUCGGUCUUUACACCACUAUCGUUUUCGUGGCGUCUCGCUUUCUCCGCGGCUUCUUCGCCGACGGUUUUCCUAAAAUCAUGUUCGAGGAUCUGCCGAACGUGGAUCGCGUGCUGCGCCUCUGCCUGGACAUUUACCUGGUGCGCGAGGCCGCCGAAUUCGGCCUCGAAGAGGACCUCUUCGCCAAGCUGGUGUUCUUGUACAGGUCUCCGGAGACGCUGAUCAAGUGGACGCGGCCGAAGGAGGAGGUCGCCGACGACGACGAUCCCGAGGGCGAGGGUGCCGGAGCGGCGAAUUAA